AUGUCGGGUCUAGGUGCGAGUGCAGAGUUUGCGGUGAGUAUCCCGACGCUUGCAGACUGCUGGAGAUCAGAAGAAAGAGGCUACUCUUUUGCAAUAGCAACAUUUGUACCCUUACUCGGUCCGGCCCUCGGCCCCAUCCUCGGCGGUGUCAUCACAAACUCUGUCGGCUGGCGCUGGCUGUUUUGGGUCCUGUCCAUCUUUGACGGACUCUUGACCGUGGCUGCCAUCUUCUGGUUCCCUGAAUGCUACGAGCAAGUUCUCCUCCACUGGAAAGCAACGAAACUGCGCAAGGAAACUGAUCGUCCCUACCACACGCAGUGGGAUAUCCACUCGCAACCCCUGGCGAUCAAGCUGAAGCGAAGCAUUUCCCGCCCCUUCUGGAUGCUCGCCACGCAGCCCGUCCUACAAAUAAUAUCCAUCUUCCUGGCCUACAACUUUGGCACACUCUACCUUGUCCUGACUGAAUUCGCAUCUGUCUGGACCGAUCGUUACCACCAGUCAGUGUCCGUAAGUGGGCUCCAUUAUAUCUCCCUUGUCGUCGGGUCUACAAUUGGAUCCCAAAUCGGCGCCCGAGUUACCGACAGAUUGUGGGCGUAUCUGAAGCAGAGGGCCCACGGAGAGACUGCGCCAGAGUACAGAGUGCCUCUUCUACUUCCAGGCUUGUUCUUCAUUCCUGCCGGUCUGUUCAUGCACGGAUGGGCAGCGCAAGCCCGAGCUCCCUGGAUUACCGUGGAUAUCGGAGCGGCGUUUUUCAACCUGGGCACGAUCAUGAGCACGCAGUCGUAUCAGCAGUAUGUCAUGGAAGCCUUCCAGGGCCAUGUCGCCUCGGCGAGCGCGGCCAGCCAGUUUUUGCGGAACAUCUUUGCGUUCUGCUUUCCUCUAUUUGCGCCGGCCAUGUACGACCGUCUCGGCCACGGAUGGGGGAAUAGCUUGCUGGCGUUUGUUUUUCUGGGAUUGGGCGUUCCCGCCCCUAUUAUCUUGUGGAGAUACGGUGCGCGGCUCAGAGACAGGGGAAAGACGAUGCUAUAG
This is a messenger RNA of Aspergillus calidoustus, 1029 nucleotides long. Lineage: Eukaryota; Fungi; Ascomycota; Eurotiomycetes; Eurotiales; Aspergillaceae. The record is from the annotation of a GenBank genome assembly.